UGUCGGUCUGGGGGCUCUUCCUAAGCUCCAUAAUAGGCCACGCAAUUCGGGCGGACCCUUAAGACGUUCUGGGCCCAUGCCAGCAGGUAAACCCUCACAGUGUGACCUCUGACCCCUGCUGUGAUCUGGGGCCAGCCCCUGGUGUGAGCUGUGAGAGCAGCCAUGGAGCUGGGCAGCUGUUUCAAGACCUACGAGGACUUCAAGGAGUGCUUCAACGCUUACAAAAAGGAGAACAGGUGCUCCUUCAUUCUCAGGGACUGCGUCUCCGUCCGCUUCCACAACCUCAACCAUGGCACCUCCAUCCGUGAAGACAUCCUAUAUGUGCAGGUGAAAUUUGUCUGUAUUCGGACCCAGUCAAACAGGAAGAGAACACGGGAGGCAGACAUGUGCCCAGCGUACUUGCUUCUGCGGUACAACGAGAGACUAGAUAGACUAUUUAUCAGUGAACUAAACACCAAGCAUAUACAUAGUGGCUCCCAAACUGCUUGUCCUGGAGGUGACACCACUGGCAAAUCUCAAAAGACAAUGUGCCUGCAGAAACUCCAGCCUGUGCAGCCCACAAACAAGAAAGACCUUGACACAGCUGAGAAGUCCCCAGUUGAACCGUCUUUUUGCCUAGAUAAGGUACACAUACCCUCAAAGCCAGAGCAAGAGGGCAUCACUCCUUCUGACCUGGCCAAGAUAGCAAAAGUGAUGAAGAAUUUUCUUAAGGUAGAUGAGGGUUCCAUGGCCUCUUUCAGUGUGGGCAACAGCCAAGACCUGGACCGGCUCAGUUUCCAGAGCAGCAAGAUGAGUGACCUGUUCAUCCGCUUCCCAGAGAAUCUCUUGCUGCACCGAGUGGAGAAUGCUCAGGGCCACAUCCUCUAUGCUUUCUUGGUGGAAAACAAGGAACGAGAGAGCCGGGUAGUACACUUUGCUGUGCUUAGGGCUGAGACAGCCACCUCUGUGGCCAAGAUGCUGGGCAUCUUCACAGAGUUCAACUCCGAUUGGCCCAAGGUCAAGGUGGUCUUUGUGGACCCUGCAUUCUCUCACUGGGCCAUCCUGCAGGAGAUCUUUCCUGCUGCCCGCAUCCUCCUUUCCAUCUACCACACAACUCGACUCUUGGAGAAGAAGUUGCAUCGUAGUUCGGCAAAUCCAUCCUUUAAAAGGCUCAUGAAGGAAGCCCUGCGGGAAGCUGUGUUUGUCACUUCAGAUGCCAGCCUGAAAAAUCUCUGUCAGAUGUCCCAAGCCCUUUUAGAUGAGGAUCUCUUCAGCUUCCUGCAGGCCCACUGGUUCUCCUGUGAACUGCUGUGGUAUAUGCAUGUUAGGAAGGGCCUUCACGCGUGUAACACCUACAUGGACAGCCUAGACAUUGUCACUAGCAAGGUAUCAAGCCUCUUUCGGGAACAACAGUCCCUACUAGACUGCAUCCUCCACUUUGUGGAUUACAUAGACUCCUUUAAUACCAAAGGUUUGAAGAACUUGCCCACAGCUCCUCCCAAGUUAAAGAGAGCCCGGCCAGCAAGCAUGCCUCCAAAGUCCAAGAAGGCUUUUGGAAUCUGUGGAGAAAGCCUCACCAGGCUCCCUGUGGAAGAGGCAAAGCCAGACCCACAGCAGGUGCAGUUGCAGCAGAAGCCACAGGUGCAGCCCUACCAGGGUGGCAUGCUAGACACCUUGCACCAGAGUGGCUCUGAACUAGCCUACAAGCUGUGCCACAAUGAGUGGGAGGUGGUACAGAACUCCACCCACCUAGUGGACAUGGCCGGCUCCUCAGUGGAUGUUCAGCUGCUAGAGGACUCUCAGCAGGUUAGCAAAGAUGGCUGUAGCUGCAGCUGUUCCUUUCAACAAUGGUACCACCUGCCAUGCCGGCACAUUUUAGCCCUGCUGCACACCAGUCAGCAGCCAGUAGGUGAAGCCAUGGUGUGCCGUCGGUGGCAGAAGAAGUACCAGCACCUCCUUGGGCCCAAUGGGGAGCCCCAGGACCAUGGUGUGGUCCCAAACGCAGACCAGCCUGAGAAGCAAGGGCGGAAGGACAUGAUUCAGGACCUAAGCAGGGAGCUAGCAAACCUGCUAAUGCAGACUGAGGGACCAGAGCUGGAGGAACGCUAUUCCACACUGAACAAGAUUGUGAAUAUCUGGGCUAACUCUUGUGAGCCAGCUGAGUCCAAUCAGCAGCCAGGAGGCUUUAAGGAUGUGGGCCGCCUCCCUUUCCUCUGGGGAAAGCAGGAGGAAGGGGAGGGACUCCCUCCUGCUGCUGCCAUGAUUCAUGAUUAAAGCACUUGCACUGGAACAUUGACCCACAAACCCUCUCCUUGGAAGUUUGAGAAUUCGAAGUGGGCAGGAUAUGAUAAGGGUCAGCAUUUUAAUCAAUGUCUUCCUAGGUAGGGCUAGGAAGAUUGUUACAAUAGGGAGGAGAGGAACCCCACUGUGUGACAGUCCUUUGAAUAUGCCCCUUUUCAGCCCUACCUUUGGCAUUCCUUGGGAACCUCAUUCAUUGUUUAAGACCAAAGUUAUCUCCGUGCUGAAAGGUCACCCAUCUUCCUCCCCCAAUCCCUGAGAUCAGAUCUUAUUCACCCUAUAGAGAUGAACCUCUGGCCCAGGAUAGGAGGAGACAAAAUGAGCGUGCUGAAAAGGCCUGUUUU
This is a messenger RNA of Cynocephalus volans (Philippine flying lemur), 2621 nucleotides long. It is a transcript of the gene ZSWIM3, whose product is annotated as zinc finger SWIM-type containing 3. The record is from RefSeq and is a predicted model, not a curated record. Gene Ontology annotation, molecular function: zinc ion binding. NCBI's taxonomy places the organism in Eukaryota, Metazoa, Chordata, Mammalia, Dermoptera, Cynocephalidae. Bases 163 to 2253 code for a protein of 696 amino acids. The transcript is spliced from 2 exons.